Messenger RNA from Aquila chrysaetos chrysaetos, 1505 nucleotides. It is a transcript of the gene MC3R, whose product is annotated as melanocortin 3 receptor. The transcript has a single exon. NCBI's taxonomy places the organism in Eukaryota, Metazoa, Chordata, Aves, Accipitriformes, Accipitridae. Gene Ontology annotation, molecular function: melanocyte-stimulating hormone receptor activity; peptide hormone binding. Gene Ontology annotation, cellular component: membrane. Bases 301 to 1278 code for a protein of 325 amino acids. Gene Ontology annotation, biological process: G protein-coupled receptor signaling pathway. The record is from RefSeq and is a predicted model, not a curated record.
GCUUUUUCCCUUCAGAGAAAAUUCUUUGAUGUCUGCAAGAUUUGAAGCUCACUUUCUUAUAAAGGAGAAGAGCAGCCUGUGAUUGAUGCAAAACUCACUAUAAAUGCUGAUUUUUUUAUGUUUCUACUUGUAAAAGUGACUAAAGAAAAGUCCUGCUUGAUUCCCUCCCAUGUGCACAGCAACAACUUGGAAGGACUCCUUUUCCUUUUUCUUUUUUUUUCCUCCCCUUCUUUUUUCUUUUUUUUAAACCUGUGCUCUAUCAGUCCAUAAUCACUUGUGAAUUCAACCCCUUUGCUGACAAUGAAUACCACACACUUUGCCUUUUCAUUUCAGCCUGUGCUGCUUAAUGUCACUGAAGACAUCAAUGACUCAACUCUGAGCAACAGAAGCAGCGAUGGAUUUUGUGAGCAGGUCUUCAUAAAAGCUGAGGUCUUCUUGACUUUAGGGAUCAUCAGCCUCCUGGAAAACAUCCUUGUCAUUCUUGCAGUGCUGAAGAAUGGAAACCUACAUUCUCCCAUGUAUUUCUUCCUUUGUAGCUUGGCUGUGGCAGAUAUGUUAGUGAGCAUGUCAAAUGCCUUGGAGACUAUCAUGAUUGCCAUCCUGAGCAACGGCUAUUUGAUCAUUGAUGACCACUUUAUUCAGCAUAUGGACAAUGUUUUUGACUCAAUGAUUUGUAUUUCUUUGGUAGCCUCAAUUUGCAACCUCUUGGUUAUAGCCAUUGACAGGUACAUAACUAUUUUCUAUGCUCUCCGUUACCACAGCAUCAUGACUGUGAAGAAAGCUUUAACCCUGAUUGUGGUCAUUUGGAUUGCUUGUAUCAUCUGUGGCAUCAUAUUCAUUGCCUACUCGGAAAGCAAAACUGUCAUUGUCUGUCUCAUCACCAUGUUCUUUACCAUGCUCUUUCUCAUGGCCUCCCUCUAUGUUCACAUGUUCUUGUUUGCACGCCUGCAUGUUAAGCGGAUUGCAGCCCUCCCCGUGGAUGGGGUGCCCUACCAGCGUACCUGCAUGAAGGGAGCUGUCACCAUCACUAUAUUACUUGGUGUCUUCAUUGUUUGCUGGGCACCUUUCUUCCUUCACCUCAUUCUCAUCAUUUCUUGCCCAAUGAAUCCAUACUGCAUCUGCUACACUUCACACUUCAAUACCUAUCUGGUCUUGAUAAUGUGCAACUCAGUAAUUGAUCCACUCAUUUAUGCUUUCCGGAGUCUGGAGAUGAGAAAGACUUUCAAAGAAAUAGUGUGUUGCUGUUACGGCAUGAGUGUGGGACAGUGCAUGCUGUAAACAUCUGGCUUUGUGUUGACAAUAGAGAGGAUACACACAAUAGGUGUAUAAAUAUAUAUUUAUCUAGAAACGUAGCAGCUCCACUUUAAAAGCAGUAUCUGAAGGAAGGACACAGGAAAAAAAUAACCUUCUACUUGAUGCUUUGAUUCAUGCUUUUCAAAAUGAAAACCAGAUUCAACCAAAUUAUUUGAAAUUAUUUAAAUAGUUAUAACAGAAGGAAAUCCAUA